This is a messenger RNA of Antrostomus carolinensis (chuck-will's-widow), 2649 nucleotides long. RefSeq names its product microtubule affinity regulating kinase 3 (gene MARK3). Gene Ontology annotation, biological process: microtubule cytoskeleton organization; protein phosphorylation; intracellular signal transduction. Bases 1 to 2016 code for a protein of 671 amino acids. Gene Ontology annotation, cellular component: plasma membrane; cytoplasm. Gene Ontology annotation, molecular function: ATP binding; tau-protein kinase activity. Lineage: Eukaryota; Metazoa; Chordata; Aves; Caprimulgiformes; Caprimulgidae. The transcript is spliced from 14 exons. The record is from RefSeq and is a predicted model, not a curated record.
AUGAUACCUCAUCCUUCUGUGUUGGAAAUCUUCUUAAUCUUGAACAAAGAAUGGAAAUAUAUUUAUUUAAGUAUAGUAUCUGCAGUGCAGUAUUGCCAUCAAAAGCAUAUUGUUCAUAGAGAUCUCAAGGCUGAAAAUCUAUUGCUAGAUUCAGAUAUGAACAUAAAAAUAGCUGACUUUGGUUUUAGCAAUGAGUUUACAGUUGGAAAUAAACUGGACACCUUUUGUGGCAGCCCACCAUAUGCUGCUCCAGAGCUUUUUCAAGGGAAAAAAUAUGAUGGACCUGAAGUAGAUGUUUGGAGUUUAGGUGUUAUUCUUUAUACCCUUGUGAGUGGAUCUCUUCCUUUCGACGGACAGAACUUAAAGGAACUCAGAGAAAGAGUGCUAAGGGGAAAAUACAGGAUUCCUUUCUACAUGUCCACAGACUGUGAAAACCUCCUCAAACGUUUCCUGGUGCUAAACCCAACAAAAAGAGGCACUCUAGAGCAAAUUAUGAAGGACAGGUGGAUCAAUGCAGGGCAUGAGGAGGAUGAACUUAAACCUUUUGUUGAACCAGAACUUGACAUCUCGGACCAGAAAAGAAUAGAUAUUAUGGUAGGAAUGGGAUAUUCUCAAGAAGAAAUUCAAGAAUCCCUUAGUAAAAUGAAGUAUGAUGAAAUUACAGCUACAUACUUACUGCUAGGAAGGAAAUCGUCAGAGUUGGAUGCAAGUGAUUCAAGCUCCAGCAGCAAUCUUUCACUUGCCAAAGUUAGGCCAAGUAGUGAUCUUAAUAAUAGCACUGGACAAUCUCCUCAUCACAAAGUUCAGAGAAGCAUAUCUUCUAGCCAGAAACAGCGGCGGUACAGUGAUCACGCUGGACCAUCCAUCCCCUCAGUAGUGGCAUAUCCCAAAAGAAGCCAGACUAGUACUACAGACAGUGACCUCAAAGAGGAAGGAAUUCAGUCAAGAAAAUCCAGCAGUAGUGCUGUUGCAGGAAGAGGAAUUGCACCAGCUAGUCCAAUGCUUGGAAAUGCCAGCAAUCCCAAUAAGGCUGAUAUUCCUGAACGUAAGAAAAGUUCGGCUGUUCCUAGUAAUAAUACUGCCCCUGGAGCAAUGACACGGCGCAACACAUAUGUUUGUAGUGAAAGAACCACUGCUGAUAGACAUUCAGUGAUACAAAAUGGCAAGGAGAACAGCCUGACAGAAAUGUUCGCUUACGCAGCUAGCCCUGCUUCAGUUUGCACUACAUCCUUCUCCAGUGUUCGGCUGCGACAUCAGAAGUCGAUGUCCAUGUCAGCCUCUGUGCACACGAAGAUGAUGUUGCCUCCAAUAGACAAUGGCGCAGAUAACUUCAGGCCUAUCACUAUUCCCGAUCAAAGAACUCCUGUUGCUUCAACUCACAGCAUUAGCAGUGCAACCACACCUGAUCGUAUUCGUUUCCCCAGAGGAACAGCUAGUCGGAGCACUUUCCAUGGCCAGCUCAGAGAGCGACGUACCGCUACCUACAAUGGACCGCCAGCCUCUCCUAGUCUGUCCCAUGAAGCAACACCACUCUCACAGACCCGAACGAGGGGCUCCACUAAUCUAUUUAGUAAACUAACAUCAAAACUAACAAGAAGAAACAUGUCAUUCAGGUUUAUCAAAAGGCUCCCAACUGAAUAUGAGAGGAACGGGAGAUUUGAGGGCUCAAGCCGCAAUGUAGCUGUGGAUCAGAAGGACGAGAACAAGGAAGCCAAACCUCGGUCGCUGCGUUUUACCUGGAGCAUGAAAACCACCAGCUCCAUGGAUCCCAAUGACAUGAUGAGGGAAAUACGAAAGGUCCUGGAUGCCAAUAAUUGUGACUAUGAACAAAGAGAGCGUUUCUUACUUUUCUGUGUCCAUGGAGAUGGGCAUGCGGAAAACCUUGUACAGUGGGAGAUGGAGGUGUGUAAACUGCCAAGACUGUCCCUGAAUGGAGUUCGCUUUAAGCGGAUAUCGGGAACAUCCAUAGCUUUUAAAAACAUUGCUUCCAAAAUUGCCAAUGAGUUAAAGCUGUAACAAGAAAAAUAGUUAAGUUGUAAAUUAGUUAGCAAUUUCAAGUGUUUUUGAGAAUUCCGAUGGAAAUGUAUAGAAUAACAUUUAGGCAAUAACUUCUGCAUCCUUCUGAAUAGUGAUAUUAAAAAAAAAAAAAAAAAAAAAAAGCUGCUGAGCUGGGAGGGAGAGUUGGACUUUUUUAUAAGUGCACUACAGCAUUAAAGUUGCCUACUAUGUAAAAUAUUACCCCUUCUGCUUUAUUUCCAUUGCUCCUAAGUCUUUGACAACAAAUUGAAACACAGAAUAUAUUCAUUAAAAUAUGCCUCCUGUUUGUGUGGAUGUGUGAAUGUACAGUAUGUGUGUAUAAUAUAUAAAGUAUUAUAUGUAAACAAAUCAUUUACAACAUCGAGCUGUACCAGUACCUCUUUCUGGGCUAAUUUUGGUGCUAAAAAUUGAAAUGGCCAAGGAGGAAACACUUGAGUUGAUAUUUAAAAUAACUGAAGCGAUAACCAGUAAAUGCAGGUUUACAGUUCACUGCUGUGUUAAGGAAAAAAAAACAAGUGUGUGAAGGGUUUGGAUUUACGGUUGUGAACAUUAUUAGUCCUAUUUUCUAAGUAGAUCUCAUGAGAUUAUUAAAAAUUCACUUUUCCUGAGUAA